UGAUAAAACCGAACGCGCGCGAGGACUCGCCGCAGAUGGCGCGUAUCCGCGAUAGUCGCGCGCGGAUUUAUCUCGAAGCGGCCGCACGCCCUUCUUCUUUUAACGGCUCUCUUCUUUUUUUUUCUUUCUUCGUGACGUGCUCGGAUCUGCUCGCGCAAAGUGAGACAAAGCCCGACCGCUCUUUCGUUCCGCGCGAAUGAUAAUAAUCGGAGCGCGAGUUUUCCGUUGAUUUCGUUCGCCGAUUCAUUUCCUGUGUCCAUGGCCAGUAUCGUGCACGAGUAAAGCGUACGGAGUAACGAGAAACUGAAGAGGAAGAUGUCUACAUACACCCGUUGUAGACAACACAGUAUUCGUAAUACAUCGUGACAACAUCCUUUGCUCAACAUAGCCCAAUGAAAAUCUCCUUAAGAAUGAAAAAGCGAUUAUUAUGGUGCGUCUUCGCCUUCGUCAUCGUGGUCCUCAUCCUUAUGAUCUCAACCGAGAAUAACAUCAUCCAAAGGAUACCGUUCUUCGAUGUAACGGUGACCAACGGUAUCAAAUGCUACGAUGAAGUUACAAUCACGGAAGGACUCCGAGAUUUCGAUCCAAAUUCAGAGGACGACAGGCCAGUGCCGGGUAGGAACAUCUUUUUCCACGAAACUUCCUGCUUCGGCGAAGAAGGCCUAGUCCUGAACGCCCGACAGGCUUGCGCCGUGGAAUCGGCGGCACGGAUGAACCCGACGAUGACGGUGUACCUACUGUUCGUCAGCAAGUCCGAGUUCUCGAACAGCACGCGCGAGAUCAUCAGGCAACUGCUCAACUAUCACAACAUUAAGAUUCGACACAUUUAUCCGGAGAAAUACGUGAAGAACACGCCGUUGGAGGCGUGGUACACCAGCGGCGCGCUGAAGAAGAGUCGCUGGCCCGUCAGCCACAUGUCCGACCUGCUGCGUUACCUGACUCUCUGGAAAUACGGCGGGAUUUAUGUCGAUCUGGACGUGGUGGUCACCAGCUCGUUGGAGAAUCUGACGAACUUCGCCGGUGCCGAGGACUGGGACGACGUCGCUGCCGGCGUCAUGGGCUUCGACAUGUCCGAGCUGGGUCGGCGUGUUGCCAACGCGUGUACCCGCGACCUCAAGAAAAAUUUCCGCGGCGAUCUGUGGGGUAACAACGGGCCCGGAGUCAUCACGAGAACACUGCAGAAGCUCUGCGGCACGAAAUACGCGCGCGAUAUGACGGUCGAACGUUGCCACGGCUUCACGGUGUACCCGCCGUCUAUUUUCUAUCCGAUCCAUUACAAGAAAUGGAAGAAGUACUUCGAAAUAAAAGACAGCGACGCAACAUUGAAGAUACUGAGCAAAGCGAAGGCGAUCCACGUGUGGAACAAGUUAAGUAAGGCCGAACAGGUGCACGUAAAUAGCAACGUACCUUACGCAGUUAUCGCGCGGAACUACUGUCCCAAUGUUUUCAAUAACUGUGAUGAGCCGAUGCUGAUACCAAGCAGAUGCAUAUUCUUUCACGAAACCGCGUGUUCACCACCGAAUCUCACGCCUCGGCAGGCAUGUGCCGUGGAAUCGGCAGCCAAAAAUAAUCGCAACUUAAAUGUCUUCUUGCUUCUUCUGGCGCCCGGUCGAUUUUCUGACAACUCUGAGGCUUUUGUCAAGAUCUUGGAGACGUACGACAACGUGUACAUAAGGAGAAUACGCUUGUCGACAUACGUUCUCGAUACACCGAUAGAGGACUGGUUCUCGGCGAGCGUAUGGAAGUUUUCCGAGAACCGAGCCUGGCUGCGCAGAGAUCUUCAUGAUUACAUCCGCAUGUUGACUCUGUGGAAGUUCGGCGGUGUGGCGUUAAACUUGAACAGCAUAGUGCAAGCAUCGCUGGACGAGUUAACUACUUUCGUAGGUGUACGAGAUCGAGAUAAAGAGGUCGGCGUGAUUGGCGUUGACACGAGCACAGAUUUCGGAAGGCAGUUUAUCGACGCCUGUAUGGAAAUUAUUAAAAAUACAACUGUGGACGAUUAUCUGAGUUACAAUAUCACGAACAUCGUAGCUAAGGUUCUCAAGCAACUCUGUUAUCAGCAAACGAAUAAGGAAUGCCGGCGAUUCACAAUUUAUCCAUCGGCGAAAUUUUAUCCCGGUUACUCAUGGAAAGACGACGCAAAGGCGAAAGAACUGAUACAAAUAAUGCGAAACGCGACAACGAUUCACCUGCGGGACGAUUAUAACCGAAACACUAAAACCGACAGUAUGGCGACUUACAAAAUAGCAGCCAAACAACAUUGCCCGAAGAUAUAUGACACGCAUGUUAAACAAUUAGAUGUCACGAUGGCCAAGCGAAUAUUCAAGGGUCACAACGAUCAUUACAACGGCAUCACGAUCGACUCGGCUGAGGAGGACUGCGACAAUAAAAUAUUUAUACAACGUCUCAAAGAUUCUUUAGAACAGUGGUCAAAAGACAGGAAACGCGCUAUAUGGUUUCGCGUGCACAUACCGCACGCAGAAUGGGUUCCCAUAUUAACGAAAAUGGGAUUUGUAUUUCAUCAUGCGAAAGAGGAAUACGUCAUGUUGUACCGUUGGUUGCCCAUCGACGAGGAAUGUAACGUUCCAAAAUACGCUCAUACAUUUUUAGGUGUCGGUGCAUUCGUAUUUAACAAGGACACCAACGAGAUCCUUGUCAUUAAAGAGAAGUACAUUCUCAACAAAGCAAACUGGAAGCUUCCGGGCGGUUACGUGGAGCCAGGAGAAAACAUCGAGGCGGCAGCUAAGAGAGAGGUCCUCGAGGAGACGGGAAUACAGGCGGACUUCAAGUGCUUGAUCUCCUUUCGACAUGGGCACGACUAUUUCUUCGGUUGCUCGGAUAUGUACAUGAUUGCGUAUCUGACACCUCAGAACUUCGAGAUCGAGAGGUGCAAGCGGGAGAUCUCGGAGUGCAGGUGGAUGAAGUUAAACGAGUUUAUGCAACACCCGGAAGUGCACGCGAAUAAUAAAACUCUCGUGACGAAAACGGUAGACUUCCUACGACAUCAAAUGGGCAUGGUUGUAAACUAUGGGACACAUCCCGUUACCAAGAAGCAGAUAUGCGUGUACAGCGUGGAGAACGCAAACAUCGGAACCGCAUCUACAGAAUAAACCAGCUCUUUUGUUAAAAAAAAAAGAAAAAUAAUGUAUAUAUACAUGUAUAUAGGACAAAAUAGUAAAAAUUUUAAUAUACAACUUUUAUAUAUAUAUAUACACGAUAUAUUAAAAAUAACGCGCAUAAAAUAUUCUCUUAUUCUCAUUCUGCUGCCAUGUAAAUAUGCGAAAAUAAAAAAAUGAAUAACA
Molecule: messenger RNA, 3302 nt
Organism: Ooceraea biroi (clonal raider ant)
Lineage: Eukaryota; Metazoa; Arthropoda; Insecta; Hymenoptera; Formicidae
Biological process (GO): glycosphingolipid biosynthetic process
Molecular function (GO): alpha-1,4-N-acetylgalactosaminyltransferase activity; hydrolase activity
Source: RefSeq, a predicted model, not a curated record